Atta colombica is the source of this 1206-nucleotide messenger RNA. RefSeq names its product cysteine-rich with EGF-like domain protein 2 (gene Creld). The transcript has 4 exons. NCBI's taxonomy places the organism in Eukaryota, Metazoa, Arthropoda, Insecta, Hymenoptera, Formicidae. Gene Ontology annotation, molecular function: calcium ion binding. The record is from RefSeq and is a predicted model, not a curated record. Bases 70 to 1206 code for a protein of 378 amino acids.
CUUUGUGCUUCCUCUUUGUAAUUUUUUUUGUAAAUAUAUUGUAGUCGUGUCGAUAGCCGGUACGCUAUAAUGCGAGUGUCGACCAACAUUGUUUUUCUUAGCAUUUUUGUGAUUCUAUCGACUUGCAUGAGCAGCAUCCAAUGCGAGAAAGGAAAACUGAGUGAGGAAGAACUCAAGUCUCAAAAAUUUCCACCCUGCGCAGCGUGCAAAGUACUUAUCAAUAGUUUCAAAAAGGGUUUAGAAAAGACAAGCCGUGGAAAGUUUGAAGGCGGAGACAGCGCUUGGGAAGAGGAUAAGUUAGGCUCAUAUUCAAGAAGUGAAAUACGAUUGAUCGAGAUACAAGAGAACUUAUGUAAAGAUAUUGAGCAUGGUCAGGUGCAGUGUCAAUCUUUAGCUGAAGAAUUGGAAAGUCAGAUAGAGGAAUGGUGGUUUAAGCAUCAAGAUACCCAUCCAGAUAUAUAUGAUUAUAUCUGUAUUGAAAAGACAAAGCAUUGUUGUCCAAAAGAUCAUUAUGGUCCAAAUUGUACACAGUGUCCAGGAUAUCCAGAUAACAUCUGCAAUAAUAAUGGCAAAUGUAAAGGAGCUGGCACGAGAAAGGGAAACGGUAGCUGCUUCUGUGAAAAAGAAUAUAUUGGAGAUAUCUGUUCAGAAUGUGCUCCAGGAUAUUAUGAAUCUUACAAAGACGAAAAAACUUUACUAUGUUCUGCAUGCCAUGCAGCGUGUGAUGGACUUUGCAGAGGUGCUGGUCCAAAGGAUUGCGAGAAAUGUACUGCUGGAUGGCACAUGAUUGAAGACAAAGGAUGUUUUGACAUCAAUGAAUGUUUAAAAGACGAUAUUUGUCCUAGCAAUCAAUUUUGUGUUAAUAAAGAAGGAAAUUAUGCUUGUUUGGCUUGUGACAAAGCUUGUAAUGGUUGCACCGGUGAUGGGCCAGACAUGUGCAUCAGAUGCACUGAAGGUUAUCAUAAACAGGAUAAUUUAUGUAUAAAUUCAGAUCUUCUUGGCCGCAAGAAACAAGAAAAUCUGGCGAGAUAUCUUACAUAUUUCGGACUUUGUGUGGCAACAUGCAUCAUUUUGCAGCGUAACGUUUAUGUUGCAAGCGUUAUUGGUUUAUUGGUUGCAAUGUAUAUAUCUGUCUCAGAAUAUAUGAUUGCACAUAGCAAUGUCCAAGAUACGACGACAAAUAUGGAUAUUCUAGGAUCAACUUAA